Molecule: messenger RNA, 1050 nt
Organism: Peromyscus maniculatus bairdii (prairie deer mouse)
Lineage: Eukaryota; Metazoa; Chordata; Mammalia; Rodentia; Cricetidae
Gene: Znf688
Product: zinc finger protein 688
Biological process (GO): regulation of DNA-templated transcription
Source: RefSeq, a predicted model, not a curated record
AUGGCGCCACCCCCGGCUCCGCUGCUGGUGCCGAUGCCCGGGGAGAUCUGGCCUGGUUUCAGGAAGCCUGAGCUCGUGAGCUUCGCGGACGUGGCCGUGUACUUCUCCCCGCAGGAGUGGGGCUGCCUGCGGCCCGCGCAGAGAGCCCUGUACCGGGAGGUGAUGCGCGAGACCUACGGCCUCCUGGGCGCGCUCGCAUCAGUCACCUUCCAUUCCCAGGGCUUCCUCGGGAGUCUCCAUUCAGGGUUCCCGGGCCCCAAACCAGCUCUCAUCUCUUGGAUGGAACAGGAGAGUGAGGCUUGGAGCCCCGCCGCCCAGGAUCCUGAGGAGGGGGAGAGCCUGGGAGGAGCUCCGAGAGGAGACACUUCAGAUAAGAAGGAAGAGGGCUGCAAGGAAGGAGCCGAGAGGCCUGCGGAGACUCCUGCUCUGUUGCCGUCGAAAGAGGUGGUUGAACAUAAGACUCAUUCCAUGGUUCCCAAGUCCUCUGCAGGGGUACAGCCACCUCCCAGAGCUGUCCCAGGCCAGGUAGCAGGCGCGCAGCUUCCUGCCCAGGUACCCAGCACAGAUGUGCAGGACAGCCAGCGGCGCCAUGUGUGUGUGGACUGUGGGCGCCGCUUCACCUACCCGUCACUGCUGGUCAGCCACCGGCGCAUGCACUCGGGUGAGCGACCCUUCCCCUGCCCAGAGUGCGGCAUGCGGUUCAAGAGGAAGUUUGCCGUGGAAGCACACCAAUGGAUCCACCGUUCCUGCUCAGGGGGUCGCCGUGGCCGUAGGCCUGGCAUCCGGGCUGUGCCUGGAGCCCCAGUCCGAGGUGACCGGGAUCCACCAGUGCUCUUUCGGCACUAUCCAGACAUCUUUGAGGAGUGUGGGUGAGCUGAACAGAUGCCUGCAUCUGGAGAAGAGCAUGAGCUUGGUACUAAGAACCCACCAGUCAAGACUUGGGAAAUGAAAUACAUCACUUUGACUUUUCUCAAGGAUCCCUUGUAAACUUGUAAAAAGAAAAGUGCCUGUAAAGAUUCAUAUAGAUUAAACCCGACCCCUGUUCCCCUC